AUGGGAUCUGCUCAGUCCAAGAUCGCAGAUGAGCCGACCUCUGGAGUCUCGCCGUCUCUAGCCUUGUGGGCUAAGGACAAUGACAUAUCAAGCGAGGAUAUCGCUGAAGCCUAUGGGUUGGGGGCGAAGGACAACUCAAUGCUCAGUGCGACCACAAUACGGCCAAAUGAAGGCCGAGCCAAGGAUCUAGAGGUGGGCAAGUACAUCGGCAUCGACUGCGAGAUGGUUGGCAUAGGGGAAAAGGGUUACGAAUCAGCACUUGCGCGCGUCAGCGUGGUCGACUUUCAUGGCCGUCAGGUCUACGAUUCAUAUGUGCGCCCGCAGGAACGAGUCACAGACUGGCGGACUCAUGUCAGCGGCAUCACUCCGAAGCUUAUGGCGGUCGCAAGGGACUUUGAAGAAGUUCAAACAGAGGUGGCCGGACUCAUGAAAGGCAGGAUCGUUGUGGGCCAUGACAUCAGACACGACUUGCAAGUCCUGAAGCUGGACCACCCCAGAAAAGACGUUCGCGACACGGCCAGGUUCGCGGGCUUCAAGAAGUAUGGGCAUGGACCCAAGCCUGCUCUUCGAGUGCUCGCAAAAGAGAUAUUGGGCGUGGAGAUCCAGACUGGGCAACACUCAAGUAUCGAGGAUGCUCGUGUUGCCAUGCUUCUCUUUCGGAAAUUCAAACCAGCAUUCGAUGUCACACAUGCUAACCGCUACCCCGACCAAACUACGCAGGCCUCCAAAGGAAAGCCGAAGCUGAAGAAGACCGCCAAAAAGAAUAAACGUUAA
This is a messenger RNA of Phaeoacremonium minimum UCRPA7, 774 nucleotides long. RefSeq names its product putative rna exonuclease 4 protein. Bases 1 to 774 code for a protein of 257 amino acids. The transcript has a single exon. Gene Ontology annotation, molecular function: nucleic acid binding; 3'-5' exonuclease activity. The record is from RefSeq and is a predicted model, not a curated record. Gene Ontology annotation, biological process: ribosomal large subunit assembly; rRNA processing. NCBI's taxonomy places the organism in Eukaryota, Fungi, Ascomycota, Sordariomycetes, Togniniales, Togniniaceae. Gene Ontology annotation, cellular component: nucleus.